UGACGACAGGCGGUCGGCAAUCCAUUUAUAAAUUUUUCUCUCUUUUUUUUUAUUUUUUAUUUAUUUAUUUUAUUUAAUUUUUUUUUUUUUUAAAAAAAAUGGUGCCGAAUCCCAGCGCUCAAACUUCCCUCUCCAGAGAUUAUUAAGUGUGACCUUUACGACCAUCCUCCCACCAUUUUACCAAUUGUUGCCCCCAGAUUCAUUACUUGGCUGAGUGGGAGGGUCUGUUCGUUUUCUUCUCCCGGCACAACAGGCCCUCUACGAGGCUGAACGGCACAAAGGAACAUUUCGUUGCAUGCUCCCAUCAAUCAAGUCCUCCAUCGCUCUUCCCAGAGGUUUGAUUGCUUUACUUGGCACCCCCCGGCGACGAUCUGGUCACUGCCGAUGAUCCCUCUGACAUCUUCCCGUAGAGCCUGCGGUUCAGCCUGCAGUAGCCUACAAAGCGUCGCGACAGAUAGACUCUUGGCCAGCACGUCAUGGCCCCGAUCAUCUCCGAUAGCCUUCUUCUCUCCGCCCCGACGAUUAUCCAGAGCCUUCCACUCGACGCGGUCGCUUGAUUCGACUCCAUCGCGCAUCUCAUACCGUGUCGCCGCUUCGUCCUCCGGCAAAGGCAGCCGUUUCCAUCCCGCAAAGAACACCUCCGACUUUAAUCCCCAACUUCACCGGGCUCUGGGUGUGGCCACGGAUGUGAAGAGUGCAGCCAUCCGGCGCCAACGGAGGCCGGAUAGCGGCGAGGACGCGUUCUUCGUAAGCCAAGUCGGCCAGCACAACAAUGGGGCGAUCGCAUUUGCCGUGGCAGACGGAGUCGGGGGCUGGUCGGAGUCCCGGGUUGAUCCGGCGGACUUCUCACACGCGCUGUGUGGUUAUAUGGCGGAAACCGCCCUAGAUUGGGACGUCUCGGCGGAACAAUUGCGUGCGAAGAAUCUUCUUCAGGCCGGUUACGAUCAGGUCGUUGCCGAUGAAUCGAUCUGUGCUGGCGGCAGCACCGCCUCGGUAGGAGUCGGCUUGGGCGAUGGACGGGUUGAAUUGGCGAAUUUGGGAGAUUCCGGCUCUGUCCUCCUACGUCUCGCCGCCGUACAUCACUACUCUCUCCCGCAGACCCACGGCUUCAACACGCCCUACCAGCUUAGUAUCAUUCCACCCCGCAUGCGCAAACAAGCAUCCAUAUUUGGUGGCUCCUUCCUCGAAGACUUUCCGCGCGACGCGGCCGUCACAACCCUCCACAUGCAGCAUGGCGACGUGCUCCUCCUUGCAACGGACGGCGUCUUUGACAACCUCAAUAACCAAGACAUCCUCAAGCUCAUAACCAGCCGGAUGGUCUUGACAGGCGCCUGGACGGCCACACCCGACGUCGGAAUCAAACCCUCCGUCGAUCUCGACCAACUAACCGGUCCUGAGGGACUCUCAUCACUCAUCUCAUCAAAUCCAGACCAGUCUCAACACCACCGCACCACCACGAAGAACCACAUGUACUCUCUUCAAUCCCUUCUCGCCGCAACCAUCGCCGGCGAGGCCAAAAUAGCCAGCGUGGAUAUGCGGCGCGAUGGGCCCUUUGCCAAGGAAGCCCAACGAUAUUACCCCGGCGACUGGUACCGUGGCGGGAAGGUUGAUGAUAUCGCUGUCUUGGCCGUGGUGGCUGUCGAAGAAGGCUACAGUCAAGGAUCAUGAUCUGUGAAACAUGUCCAUCCUUGCUAUUGAACUAUGGUUGGCCUCAA
Molecule: messenger RNA, 1715 nt
Organism: Aspergillus alliaceus
Lineage: Eukaryota; Fungi; Ascomycota; Eurotiomycetes; Eurotiales; Aspergillaceae
Gene: ppmA
Product: type 2C protein phosphatase PTC7
Exons: 1
Coding region: 385-1668 (427 amino acids)
Source: RefSeq, a predicted model, not a curated record